Molecule: messenger RNA, 1394 nt
Organism: Paramecium pentaurelia
Lineage: Eukaryota; Ciliophora; Oligohymenophorea; Peniculida; Parameciidae
Source: the annotation of a GenBank genome assembly
AUGGGAUGCUCUUUUUAAAAGAAGAAAGCUCUGGGUUAAAAAACACAGCUUUUUCGAACGGGAGCUGAUAUCUUGGAUGAAGUAAAAGAUGUAGAUAUACAAAUCUUUGGUGUCAUACUAGAAUUAUUAAGAAAGGAGCAAGGUCAAGAUUGCAUUGGAUUUUUAUCAGAUAUUGGGAAUCAGAAACAAUUAGAAUUAUAAAUUUUAUAAUAAUUAGGGAAUAUUACUCAAGCUGAUAUAGAAUAGAAAUUGUCUGUUAUUGGAAAUGACAUGAAAUAAAUUACAAAUUUAUUAAAAAAAUUAAAAAAUCAUGACUUCAAUUACAAAGACUUUUCCUCUAAAGAAAAUGAAGAAUCAACAUUUAGUUUAAUUUAAAGCAUCAAAGAUAAUAGAAGGAUCAUUGAAUUUCUGUAUUUUUUAGUUCACCUCACAUCCAUUGAUGAAACUUUGAUAUAAUGUGGGUCUAAUUCUUUACAUUUAUUAGUUUAGAUGAAGGAGGACCUUAGAAUGAAAAAUUUGGAAAAUAUUAAGAUCUAAAAUACUUCUUUAGUAGGAGCAAAUUUUGUUAGGUGUAAUUUAAGUAAAUCAUAAUUUAAUAAUGUCAAUAUAAGUGGAAUAAAUCUAAAUGGAGCAUAAUUAUUUCAUUGUAAAUGGAAGGACUUAAGAAUCCAAGAAUUAAAUAUACUACAUGGUCAUAGUGAUUAAGUAAGAUCAAUUUGUUUUUCUCCUGAUGGAAAAACAUUAGUUUCUGGAGGUGGUAUGAAAUAUAAAGGUAUCCUUCUAUGGGAUGUCAAAACAGGAUAAUAAAAAGCCAAAUUAGAUGGUCCUAUUAGCACUGUCAAUUCAGUCAGUUUAUCUCCUAAUGGAAAUAUAUUAGCUUCUGGAUAUGAUAAUGGCUCUGUCUUAUUAUGGGAUACUAAAACAAGAAAGAAAGGAGCAAAAUUAGAUGGUCAUAUUGGCAAUGUCCUCUCGGUUUGUUUCUCUCAUGAUGGAAAAACAUUAGCUUCUAGUAGUAGUGAUAAGUCUAUCCGUUUAUGGGAUGUCAAAACAGGAUAAUAAAAAGCCAAAUUAGAUGGUCAUACUAGUUAUGUUAUGUCAGUCUGUUUCUCUCCUGAUGGAAAUACAUUAGCUUCUGGUAGUUAUGAUUAUUCUAUCCGUCUAUGGGAUGUCAAUACAGGAUAUUAAAAAAACCAAAUUAGAUGGUCAUAAUAGCAUUGUCUACUCAGUUUGUUUCUCUCCUGAUGGAAAUACAUUAGCCUCUGGUAGUGAUGAUAACUCUAUCCGUCUAUGGGAUGUCAAAACAGGAUAAUAAAAAGCCAAAUUAGAUGGUCAUAGUAAUGAUGUUAGAUCAGUCUGUUUCUUUCCUGAUGGAAAUACAUUAGCUUCUGGUAGUA